Molecule: messenger RNA, 306 nt
Organism: Lactuca virosa
Lineage: Eukaryota; Viridiplantae; Streptophyta; Magnoliopsida; Asterales; Asteraceae
Source: the annotation of a GenBank genome assembly
AUGCCUAGAACAAAACCUGAAGUUGAAUGGAGUUGGAAUGGUGUGGAUUAUGGCCCGAUGAAACACACAAAUCCUGUCAGUUCGUCGACCACGACGACUCGUCGUGGUCCUGGACGUGGCAACAAUUUUUUAGCCCAACUAUGUUUUGUUCUAAUCCCAUUUAUGCAUAUGGUUUCCUCUUGUGUUCUUUUUGGUUAUUUUGCAGAAAUGGCUAGCCGUGCACGACGCCACCAACCCGGGAGUCGCCCCGAUUUUUCGUGGUAUUCUUUUCCUAGGACUGUUGGGCCUGAGAUUCACGCAAGAUAA